Microthlaspi erraticum is the source of this 1764-nucleotide messenger RNA. Lineage: Eukaryota; Viridiplantae; Streptophyta; Magnoliopsida; Brassicales; Brassicaceae. The record is from the annotation of a GenBank genome assembly.
AUGGCACUAAUUGUGGAACCUACAAGUGGAAAGGGAGGGAAUGAAUGGGAUGAUGGAUCAGAUUAUGAAAAUGUAACAAAGAUACAUGUACGAGGUGGUCUUGAAGGCAUUCAAUUCAUCAAGUUUGAGUAUGUGAAGGAUGGAAAAAUGAUUGUUGGACAAAUCCAUGGUGUCUCUGGUCGUGGUAUGACACAAACGCUUGAGAUUAAUCAUUCCGACAAGGAAUAUCUGUUAUCUGUUGAGGGUCAAUACGACGAAUCCACCGGUGUUAUUCAGUCAAUCCAGUUUACAACUAACAAGAACAUUUCUGAUAUAUUGGGGUUAUAUGACGGUACCAAGUUUUCCUUGAAGGAAACUGGAAAAAAGAUUAUUGGAUUUCAUGGAUUUUCUGAGAAGCAUCUGAACUCUCUUGGAGCAUAUUUCAUCAAGCAUCCUCCAAUUAAAUCGAAAACUGAAGGUGCCGAAAACACAGGAAUUGUUUUUGAUGAUGGUGGUGACUAUGACGGCGUACGAAAAGUAUACGUCAGAUAUGAUAACACUGUAAUUAGGCAGAUCAAGUUUGACUAUGACAAAGCCGGUAAAGUUGAAUAUGGUCGUGGACAUGGGGAGGACACCGGAAAACAUUAUGAGUUUAAUGUCGAUUACCCAUCUGAGUAUCUCAUAUCUGUGGAGGGGACUUACGCUAUUACUCAUCCUUACGGAACUAAAAUCCUUCGGUCACUGACUUUCAAAACAUCAAAAGGGAGAACCUCUGGAGUUAUUGGGAAACCGACUGGCUCAUUCUUGCUACAGAGCGAAGGUAACGCUAUUGUUGGAUUCCAUGGAAGACAUGGUGGAAGUCUUGAUGGUAUCGGCGCAUAUUACACUCCGCUGAAUUCUUCUCCUCUGGAGAAAAAAGAGGCACAAGGUGGUAAGGGAGGGAAUCAUUGGGAUGAUGGAUUCGGUUAUGAGAGUGUAACAAAGAUACAUGUACGAGGUGGUCUUAAAGGCAUUCAGCUUAUUAAGUUUGAAUAUGCCAAGGAAGGAAAAACAAUUGUUGGACCAACCCAUGGUGUCGCUAGUCGUGGUUUUACACAAACGUUUGAGAUUAACCAUUCGGACGAGGAAUAUCUGCUAUCUGUUGAUGGUUACUACGAUGAAUCCACGGGUGUGAUUCAGUCAAUCCAGUUUACAACUAACAAGAACAUUUCUGAAAUGAUGGGGUUCCAUGAUGGUACCGCGUUUUCCCUGAGGGCAACUGGGAAGAAGAUCAUUGGGUUUCAUGGAUUUUCUGAGAAGAAUCUCAACUCUCUUGGAGCAUAUUUUAUCAAACAUCCUCGAAUCAUAUCGGAAAUCGGAGGUGCUAAAACAACAGGAAAUGUUUUUGAUGAUGGUGGUGACUAUGAUGGCAUAACAAAAGUGUACGUCAGAUAUGAUAACAGUGUAAUUAGGCAAAUCAAGAUUGACUAUGUCAAAGCGGGUAAAGUUGAAUCUCGUGAAUAUGGGAACAACACCGAAAAACAUAAUGAGAUGCAGUUUAAAGUCGAUUAUCCUUCUGAGUAUAUCACAUCCGUGGAGGGGACAUACGCACUUACUAAUCCUUACCAAAGUGACAUCAUUCGGUCAUUGACUUUCAAAACAUCAAAAGGGAGAACCUCUGGAGUUAUGGGGAAACCGACUGGUUCAUUCAUGCUGCAUAGUGAAGGCAAUGCUAUUGUUGGAUUCCAUGGAAGAUGUGGUGGAAGUGUUGAUGGUAUUGGUGUAUAUUACUCUUCAUUGGCUUGA